GGGCGGCUGGCGGGUUCGAUAUCUUCCGCAUUUCCCACGUUGUUGUUCGGUCCUGGGGAAAGGCUUUGGUUCAAAAGACCCUGCUUGAACGUACCGGUAGCUGGCUUCUUUAAUAGGCACGCGCCACGACUCCAGACGGAUCUAGAAAAGUUUGCAAUGGUGACGUCAUGAUGAGGUGUUCGCAGUCUGGGCACGAAACUGCGGCGGUGGGUCUUGCCGUGGAGGUGUGAACUUUGAACGGCGUUGCACGACCUUAGGACGCGGGUGUGCGUCGCGACGGCUCGCGAUGUAGGUUUUCAUUUUUUACCAGACACCUGUGUGAGUGUGAUCGGGGGUUUGGGGGCAGAAAACAGCCAGCCACCUGCUACGUGUAUAAGAACGUGUUUGUUACCGUUACCCCCGGCGAGACAUGUAUGCUGUUCGACCGAGAAAUCAAUUACGGUCCAGGAGCGGACGUGAGCAUGCCAGUGACCCCAAGACCCAGGACAGCGAUGUUCGCUACUUCAUUUACAAGAGAGGCGGCACGGUUUCCGUGUCAGAGCUCAGGAACAUGGGGUACUCUCCACAGAACGGCCGGCCCCUGGACCAGUGGCUGUCGGAACUACCGGGAAGGUUCGUGACGAGGCGGGGUCCCUCCGGGCAGACCGAGGUGGUUUCCGCCAUCGUGAACGUUAACCUGUGUUAUGACUACCUGCACGGGGGCUGUGCGCGCGGGACUGCGUGUAAGCACCUGCAUGUGUGCCGGGGGUUCAUAGCGGGCCACUGUAGGUUCGAGUCCGGCAACAGGUGUCGCUUUUCGCACACCUUCCAAGAGCCACAGAACAGAAGGCUGGUAGAGAGAUGCGGCCUGGGAAAUCUACCACAGGAUACCGUGCGCCAAGUUCUGUGUACCUCCUUCCCCCAUGUUUGCGAAGCCCACGUGAGAGCCGGGUGCCCUGACCAGAACUCCUGUCCCUAUCUACACAUAUGCAAGGACUUCGUCAAGUCAGGAUGUUUCAGAAAAGACUGCAGAUAUCCGCACGACUUCGGUACAAGGCACAACGAACGAGUCCUGCGUCUCCAUUUCUUAUCCCCAAAUCUCGAGCAAAAAUAUUUGAUCAACGCCACCCUUCUGAUGUACUCGACAAACAGAAUGCUGACGGUUACAGGUAAUAUGUCACAGAGUAUGCAGGAUCUUUCCUCUACCCCAAACAGCCACAAUGACUCCAGAGCGGACACUCUGAACGGAAAAGGCAAGGGGCACGGUAAUAUGGCGCGUAUGGGCAGAAUGGGACACAGCCUUGGCAGCCUAGACGUCCAGACUGUUACUAAACAACCACAAGAGACAGUCGUCUUUACCCACCUUUGUCAAGCGCACGGCGGAACUGCCCCUUUAAAUGAUGUUUUGACUAACAGCGAACUGUUCCCAGAAGGUGUUCACGCCCGACGUUGGAUCAAGCAACGUCCGCACUUCUUCCGCAUAUUCAAAAGUGCAGACGACGUUGAGAUGGUUUCCGUCCUCUCCCCUCGCUCCCGGCUGUGCCAUCAGUACAACAACCCCAUGAAGGGCUGCACGCGCCAGUUCUGCCAGUAUUUCCACCUGUGUAAGAAGUUCGUCGAAGGAAGGUGUCCCAAAGACGGUACCUGUAGCUACCAACACGACUUGAAGAACACCCAGGCUCGAGAAAACAUCCGAAAAUACCGUCUGAGCGAUCUGAACGAUGACGAAGUCAUCAAAGUCAUCCGUCUGUCCAGUCCUGAGGUUUGCGAGGCUUACAACAAAGAGAACUGUGCAGAGAAAGAUACAUGCCAUCGCCUGCAUGUCUGUGCGAACUUCGUGCUGGAAAAAUGCACAUCGGGAAGUCGGUGCAAACUUCACCACGAGAGUAGCCUUGACACCAAGCACACCAAAACCGUCCUGGAAAACUACAAGAUGACCGGAAUGGAAUCCCGGUCAGUCAUCAAGGUCUUGUGGGUGUGUUUUGAUCCUCCCCCGCCAAAAGUUGAAACAACGACAACAAAUCAAGACGGCAACCCAAAGUCCAUUCCUAGUCCCACGGAGACCAAAACAAGUACGAAACCAGGCCGCAGAACAUUUGUCUUGAACACAGAGGCACACAUAUGUGAAGAUUUUAUUCUGGAUAAGUGUUCCAAGGGCAACCAGUGUCGGAAACACCAUGUCGGUACACCUUACCUGUGGCAAUACAAAGACGCGGGGCUCCCGGCUAACGCGUGGCAGGAUUUCAAUGAAACCAUGAAUGAACGACUGGAGAGGUCAUUCUCUGACCCAAGCAACAAUGGCGCCAAGGUCAAAGCUGUCGGAGAGAACUGGUUGAUAGACUUCAAACACAUGACCGUCCAGCCGGCAAGGGUCAAAGUCCGCCGCCUGAGCACCACGUCAUCCAAGUUAGACCCCGCCGGUCGCCUAGCAACCAGAUGGGUGUGGUAUUGGAGGGACCAAUCAAGUGCCUGGGUGGAAUAUGGAAAUAAAUUACAGACCGGUACGGACGCUGGUCCCAGCUCAGACGACAUCGAGCAGGCAUACCUGACGGGCCAGCCCACGGUGAUGUUCGAGGUCCCCCCGCACCGCUACCGGCUGGAGUUCGCGGGGAUGUACCAGCAGAACCUCAACCCGCACUUCCUGACCAGGCGGGACGUCCGCCGCCGGCCGGUGUUCGUGUCACGGGCUGAGGUGGACACAAAGACAAGUAAACCGCAGCAGCUGUGUGCCCUGCCCUCCACCUGGACGCCCAUGCCGGCGGGACAGGACUUCGUGCGCCGGCCCCUGUCCCGCCUCUGUCCCGAGUUCCGCGUGGUGGAGAUGCUCUUCCGACAGACCAUGGGCGAGGAGAAGGUCAUCGUCAGGAUAGAGAGGGUACAGAACCCCUUCCUGUGGGAGAAGUACAACAGGAAGAAGGAGUAUAUGCGACCACGCCUCCACACGCAGUCCUCCCUCUACAGGACAGGUGGCGCUGCUGCACAGGCGACAGUGGACGAGCGGACGCUCUUCCACGGCACCGAGCCCGACAUCGUGGACGGGAUAUGCCGCCAGAACUUCGACUGGCGCCUCUGCGGCAAAAACGCCACGGCGUUCGGACAGGGCAGUUACUUUGCCGUCCAGGCGUCCUAUAGCCACAGGUACACUUCCCCAGACACCAAGGGGUCGCACUUUAUUUUCCUCGCCAACGUUUUGGUAGGUUCGCACACCGUCGGCAGCUCGAAAAUGCGCCGACCGCCCCCGAUAGAUCCCGAAGACCCGAACGGUGAGCUGUACGACUCGUGUGCGAACAGCGCCGCCGAACCGACGAUUUUUGUUAUCUUCGACAGUGACCAGUGUUACCCGACGUAUCUCAUAGAGUACUGGGACACUGUCUGAUCGUGUUCGUAUUCUGAGGAACCGCAAUAUCAGCCUCUAACGGGCUUCGGGAGGCGGCUGUAAAAUUUGGCCAAACUCAUAGAUAACAUGCCAGGGGAGUUGGUCCGCAUCCGAACUGUACUCUCUAGCAU
Molecule: messenger RNA, 3486 nt
Organism: Branchiostoma belcheri (Belcher's lancelet)
Lineage: Eukaryota; Metazoa; Chordata; Leptocardii; Amphioxiformes; Branchiostomatidae
Product: poly [ADP-ribose] polymerase 12-like
Exons: 5
Coding region: 410-3355 (981 amino acids)
Molecular function (GO): metal ion binding; NAD+ poly-ADP-ribosyltransferase activity
Source: RefSeq, a predicted model, not a curated record